This is a messenger RNA of Desarmillaria tabescens, 675 nucleotides long. RefSeq lists its product as uncharacterized. The record is from RefSeq and is a predicted model, not a curated record. The transcript is spliced from 3 exons. Bases 1 to 675 code for a protein of 224 amino acids. NCBI's taxonomy places the organism in Eukaryota, Fungi, Basidiomycota, Agaricomycetes, Agaricales, Physalacriaceae.
AUGACGUCUUCCGAAUGGCCCAAGACAUUAUACAAAUGGCACAAAAGGUGCUGGAAGCCAGAGGAAAGUUGGCCCUAUGACCUCUGGAAGCCCAAGCCACUUCAGGAUUUUUUCAAGGAACACGGUUACACUUUGUGGGUAACCAUGCAUGAACUUGGCUUGGGAGACUCAGGCCACCACAACUUAACGCUUCAUCCACUGAACGACAAACCUCAUCGACCCGAUGGUUAUACCUUCAUGAGUCAUUAUCAAUGUGAGCCCAGCAUUGUUGUUUACAAACUGGACUUUGGCCAACUCAAAAACAUCCACUGUCCAGCAUGCACCAUCCACAAUCAAGACAUUCUUAUCCAUCUAAUCAGUAUUGAUGGCGACACCACAGGGGACAAGCACUAUGAAGCCCUCCAAUGCCUCUCCCAGGGACAAACUGCUUUUCGAGGCAAUAACUACUCUCUUCCUCUCUUGGAUGAGCUCAAAUUCAACGGUCUUCAAUUUGUCAUCUUCCCUCUUCUUUCUAUCAGAUAUAUACUAUGGUUCUACAACGUGGAUGAGAUACUCAAUUAUUUGAUGCAAGUAUUUAAGAGUGUCAAGUUCUGCCAUGACAAUUUGAUUGCACAUCUCGUAUGCACCAUAUUCAAUGAUCUACAUUACAUUGACAAUUUGCCUGGACCUCGAUAG